Molecule: messenger RNA, 8033 nt
Organism: Leptonychotes weddellii (Weddell seal)
Lineage: Eukaryota; Metazoa; Chordata; Mammalia; Carnivora; Phocidae
Gene: ANKRD50
Product: ankyrin repeat domain 50
Molecular function (GO): protein binding
Source: RefSeq, a predicted model, not a curated record
GGCGGCGGCGGCGGCGGUUGGCCGGUGGGGGUUGGGAGGAGCACGACCGAGGCUGCUGGGGCAGCUGGAACUGGCAGUUGCCGGGGGCCAACAGGAGGAUCUGGAGCUGAGAGCGAACCCCAGGCCGGGUGGAGGAGGCGGCUGCAGUUGGAGUCCGGGGAGCGCUGGCGGCCGCGGAUUCUCAGAGGAGCAAGUGUCUGGGGUUUAGAGUCUGCAGCGGCGGCGGCGGCCACGGCGGCGGCUGGGGCCGAGAUACAGAAUUAACACUUCGAAUCUGGAGAAGCAUUUUGUACAAAUUGAAAGAUUGGGCAUUCUCUUUAGUUUUCCAGAUGUAUUGUCUCAUCUGCACACUUGAAACAUCCACAAUCACAUAAACUCCCAAGAUAUAACCAUGGAGUUAUGUGACCCAUCAAGAUUUAGGGAAAGUAUUGCCACGCUUUGGAACCAGGCAAUUUUCCACCAGUUCAACAAUUAAACUAAUAUAUUCUCUGCUGAUAAUCAAGAGUAAAGAGCCAAAUAAAGUCAUGCACAUUCUAUUGGCAAAUGGCAUCUGUGGCUGUUGAGUUUUACUGUAACUCGUUACUAUAUCAUUCACAGUCAACUUAAUUUGCAAGUUAUGUCCUAAUGGAUGUAAAGACCUGUGUUGAUGUAUCCGGGAUCUAGCAAAUGUUGAAGAUAAGGAACCUAUUAUGACUAAUCCUUGGGAAGAGAAAGUCUGCAAAAUGGCUCAAACGAGUUUACUGCAGGGGAAGCAGUUUUACUGUAGGGAGUGGGUUUUCCACAAGCUUCAGCAUUGCCUCCAGGAGAAAACCAACUGCUGCAAUAGUGCUGUCAACACACCGUCCCUUGUAAUGAAUUCUGGGAAUAAUGCUAGUGUUGUCUCUGGAAAAGGAGCUGCCUGGGGUGUGUUGUUGGUAGGAGGGCCUGGCAGUGGCAAGACAGCCCUAUGUACUGAGCUGUUGUGGCCAAGUUCACCUAUAAGCUUGCAGAGAGGUUUACAUCGCCAGGCUUUGGCCUUUCAUUUCUGCAAAGCCCAGGACUCUGAUACUUUGUGUGUUGGAGGGUUUAUUAGAGGUCUAGUUGCCCAGAUCUGCCGCAGUGGACUACUCCAAGGAUAUGAGGAUAAGCUAAGGGAUCCAGCAGUCCAAAGCCUCUUACAGCCUGGAGAAUGUGAAAGGAACCCAGCUGAAGCAUUUAAAAGAUGUGUUCUGCUCCCUCUUUUGGGAAUGAAGCCUCCCCAGCAAAGCCUGUAUCUGCUUGUUGAUUCUGUUGAUGAAGGGUGUAACAUUACUGAAGGUGAACAGACGUCUACCAGCUUAUCUGGAACUGUUGCAGAGCUUUUAGCUGGUCACCAUGAGUUCUUUCCACCAUGGCUAUUACUUCUGUGUUCUGCCCGAAAACAGAGUAAGGCUGUUACUAAGAUGUUUACCGGUUUUCGAAAAAUAAGCUUAGAUGACCUUCGGAAGGCAUAUAUUGUUAAGGAUGUUCAGCAGUAUAUCCUUCAUCGUUUAGAUCAGGAAGAAGCUUUGCGACAACACCUCACAAAAGAAACUGCAGAGAUGUUAAAUCAACUGCACAUUAAAAGCAGUGGAUGCUUUCUUUAUCUAGAACGAGUUCUAGAUGGAGUUGUAGAAAAUUUUAUUAUGUUAAGAGAGAUUCGUGACAUCCCAGGAACUCUAAAUGGUCUCUAUCUCUGGCUGUGUCAGAGACUUUUUGUAAGGAAACAGUUUGCAAAAGUUCAGCCCAUUUUGAAUGUGAUUCUUGCAGCCUGCCGGCCUUUGACCAUAACGGAAUUAUAUCAUGCGGUAUGGACCAAAAAUAUGUCAUUAACCUUGGAAGACUUUCAACGUAAGUUAGAUGUCCUCUCCAAACUUCUUGUUGAUGGACUAGGAAAUACUAAAAUACUAUUCCACUAUAGUUUUGCAGAGUGGCUUCUGGAUGUGAAACACUGCACUCAGAAGUAUUUAUGUAAUGCAGCAGAAGGACACAGAAUGUUGGCUAUGAGUUAUACCUGUCAAGCCAAGAAUUUAACACCGUUGGAAGCACAAGAAUUUGCAUUGCAUUUAAUUAAUUCAAACUUACAGUUAGAGACAGCUGAGUUAGCUCUCUGGAUGAUAUGGAAUGGUACACCUGUCAGAGAUUCCCUGUCUACUUUAAUACCCAAGGAACAAGAAGUGCUACAGCUGUUGGUUAAAGCUGGUGCUCACGUCAACAGUGAAGAUGAUCGCACAUCGUGCAUAGUCCGACAAGCUUUGGAAAGAGAGGAUUCCAUUCGGACAUUAUUAGAUAAUGGAGCUUCGGUAAAUCAGUGUGAUUCAAAUGGGAGAACAUUAUUAGCUAAUGCGGCAUACAGUGGCAAUCUUGAUGUAGUGAAUUUACUUGUCUCCAGGGGAGCAGAUUUAGAGAUCGAAGAUGCGCAUGGACAUACACCACUUACCCUAGCUGCUAGACAAGGACAUACCAAGGUAGUUAAUUGUUUGAUUGGGUGUGGUGCAAAUAUUAAUCAUACUGAUCAAGAUGGUUGGACAGCAUUAAGAUCUGCUGCUUGGGGUGGCCAUACCGAGGUAGUUUCUGCACUGCUUUAUGCAGGUGUAAAAGUGGAUUGUGCAGAUGCUGAUAGCCGAACAGCUUUGAGAGCAGCAGCUUGGGGAGGACAUGAGGAUAUUGUACUGAAUUUGCUACAACACGGUGCUGAAGUCAACAAAGCUGAUAAUGAAGGCAGAACUGCGCUGAUAGCAGCAGCAUACAUGGGCCAUAGAGAAAUUGUGGAACACCUCCUGGACCACGGAGCAGAAGUGAAUCAUGAGGAUGUUGAUGGCAGGACUGCACUCUCUGUAGCUGCACUUUGUGUGCCUGCAAGUAAAGGACAUGCAUCAGUUGUUAGUCUUUUAAUUGAUCGAGGUGCUGAAGUAGAUCAUUGUGAUAAAGAUGGCAUGACUCCGCUGCUGGUAGCUGCCUAUGAAGGACAUGUCGAUGUGGUUGACUUGCUUCUAGAAGGGGGAGCAGAUGUAGACCACACAGAUAACAAUGGUCGGACACCCCUCUUAGCAGCAGCUUCUAUGGGCCAUGCCUCAGUUGUAAACACACUUUUGUUUUGGGGUGCAGCUGUGGAUAGCAUCGAUAGUGAAGGUAGGACAGUCCUCAGCAUAGCUUCAGCCCAAGGAAAUGUUGAGGUAGUACGUACUCUCCUGGAUAGAGGGUUAGAUGAAAAUCACAGAGAUGAUGCUGGAUGGACACCUUUGCAUAUGGCAGCUUUUGAAGGUCACAGGUUAAUAUGUGAAGCACUUAUUGAACAAGGUGCUAGAACAAAUGAGAUCGAUAACGAUGGACGAAUACCUUUCAUAUUGGCUUCGCAAGAGGGUCAUUAUGAUUGUGUCCAAAUAUUAUUGGAAAAUAAAUCCAACAUUGAUCAAAGAGGUUAUGAUGGGAGAAAUGCACUGCGGGUUGCUGCAUUAGAAGGGCAUAGGGACAUUGUUGAAUUACUCUUUAGCCAUGGAGCUGAUGUUAACUACAAAGAUGCUGAUGGGAGGCCUACGCUUUAUAUUUUGGCCUUAGAAAACCAACUUACAAUGGCUGAGUAUUUUCUAGAAAAUGGUGCAAAUGUAGAAGCAAGUGAUGCCGAAGGAAGGACAGCACUUCAUGUUUCCUGCUGGCAAGGCCAUUUGGAAAUGGUGCAGGUUCUGAUAACCUACCAUGCUGACAUCAAUGCUGCCGACAAUGAAAAGCGAUCUGCUUUGCAGUCUGCAGCUUGGCAGGGCCACGUAAAAGUGGUUCAGCUUCUGAUCGAGCAUGGUGCCAUAGUUGACCAUACAUGUAACCAGGGUGCAACUGCACUCUGUAUUGCAGCCCAGGAAGGGCACAUUGAUGUUGUGCAGGUUUUAUUAGAGCACGGUGCUGAUCCAAACCAUGCUGAUCAAUUUGGACGCACAGCUAUGCGUGUUGCAGCCAAAAACGGACAUUCUCAAAUAAUUAAAUUAUUAGAAAAAUAUGGUGCAUCUAGUUUGAACGGCUGUUCCCCAUCUCCUGUUCAUACAAUGGAGCAAAAACCUCUGCAGUCGGUGUCUUCAAAAAUGCAAUCAUUAACAAUCAAAUCAAAUAGUUCUGGCAGUACUGGUGGAGGGGACAUGCAGCCUUCAUUGCGUGGUUUACCUAAUGGGCCAGCUCAUGCAUUCAGUUCUCCUUCAGAAUCUCCAGAUUCUACAGUCGAUCGUCAGAAGUCGUCGUUGUCAAAUAAUUCCCUGAAAAGCUCGAAAAAUUCAUCUUUGAGAACUACAUCAUCCACAGCAACAGCUCAAACAGUGCCAAUUGAUAGCUUUCAUAACCUGUCAUUUACAGAACAAAUUCAGCAGCAUUCGUUGCCACGCAGUAGAAGUCGACAGUCAAUUGUGUCCCCGUCUUCCACGACACAAUCCUUGGGACAGAGCCAUAAUUCACCAAGUAGUGAAUUUGAGUGGAGUCAGGUAAAACCCAGCUUGAAGUCAACUAAAACAAAUAAAGGGGGGAAAUCAGAAAAUUCCAGCAAAUCUGGGGCAGCUGGGAAAAAAGCUAAACAAAAUAAUUCUUCACAGCCAAAGGUUUUAGAAUAUGAAAUGACUCAGUUUGAUAAAAGAGGGCUAACGGCCAAAUCCGGGACUAGUGUGCCACCUAAACAAAUAUCGGCAGAAUCUCAGUGCAAAAUUAUGGUACCUUCAACUCAGCAAGAAAUUGGUCGAUCUCAACAGCAAUUUCUCAUUCAUCAACAAAGUGGGGAGCAGAAGAAGAGAAAUGGGAUAAUGACCAAUCCAAAUUACCAUCUUCAGAGCAACCAGGUUUUUCUUGGUAGGGUUUCAGUCCCACGGACAAUCCAAGACAGGGGGCAUCAGGAAGUGUUAGAAGGAUAUCCUUCCUCCGAGACGGAAUUAAGCCUUAAACAAGCCCUGAAGCUUCAGAUUGAGGGUUCUGACCCUAGCUUCAACUAUAAAAAGGAAACACCAUUAUAAAAGUUUCCUAUUCUGUGAAACAGAAGACAUUGUGAUUGGAGUGGUUCUUCAGCUACUGGAUGAAAACAUAAAAUGCCUGUUGAUUUGCUGAAAAAAAAAAGAAGAAUGUGAUAUCUGCAGUACAGUUACCUUAAUUACUGUAAUGUGCCUAAAUAGUAAGGCUGCCUUCUCAAUGUAACUCUCUGUGCUUAAAAAAUUUCAUUUUGUGUGCUUUGUAUUCACUACACAAGAAUAAGCACUUUUGUUUUUAAAUGCAGAUAUAUACUGCAGUUCCCUGAUAAAAGCUGAAAAAAAUUUUAAGUUAAGAUUUGAUAAAUGUGCAUGUGCCAUGAUUCAAAUAUAUACGAAAAGGCAGUGUUCUUUGUAUUUAUUUUAUUUUUUCUUUUUUUGUGGCAAACGAAACUUAAGCAUAUUGUUUCAGUCACAUUUGCAUUGUUGUAGUGUAUGGCUUGUUUCUUGUAUCUUUAAAAAUGUUGCUCAAUAAAAUAAAUCAUGCAACUAUUUUAUGUUCAGUACACCUUCAGCAUUGGUUGAAAAUGUGUUUCUAUUUAAUGCCACACUGAGGUGAAAAAUGGUUUGUUGACAGAUUUUUAAAAAAUAAUUCUAGUGUUUUAGGGAGCUGCUCUGAGUAGUUUAAAUUUGGAUUUCCCAGUAGAAUCCUCCUAAUCUCUGGCUACAGAUGACAAAAAAGAAAAAGAGAGAAAGAGAAAGAGAGGAAAAAGCAGACUAUAGGCAGAACAAAGUUCUGUUUCAUUCACUGGGAUGCAGUUUCACCUUCCACUCACUUGUCACUCCACCUCCAAGAAGACAGACUAUCAUCCCUGAGGCAUGAAAAUUCUCAGGGACAAAGCCAUGCCUCAGGGCGUGUGUACGUAGAAGGACAUGCACCUGUCUGAGGGUAGAUUUUUGAUCCCUGAACAAUUCAUUGACUACUUAUCUCUUCUGUCCAGUUAAAUAAAAUAUCAUUUCCCAGCAUGAGUUUUCAUGCUGGCUUCUCUCUCAGUUGUUUCGAUCUUGUAAAUCACUGCAUGACCAAAAUAGCCCCCGACUCAAAAUCAGUUGAAUCAGUUUUCGUGGUAGUUGGAUGUAAUACGUGCGGUCCUUCACAGAUGACACCACUAACCUGUCAGUCAUAGCACAUGUGUAUUUUUUUAUUGAUAGUUGGUAAACAAUAGUGAUGGAUUUGCACUUUUCUGUCCACAUACUCUUUCCUGUUUUCUUCUUUGACCAGUUGCUCACAGGAUGACCGGAUGGCAGGGUUAAAGAUGAAGUCUGUGACCAGGGAAAACAAAGGUGACAGGCUCAAAGGAGCAGGGGACCCACAGCCUUGGCCUCCCAGAUGGGCUCUAAAGUAGUGAGGCUGGCUUAGAUGGGUUGUGUGUAUGUCUGGAAAGGUUAGAAUUGAUUGUUGAGAAGCCAGGGUUGUGAGUUUGAUCUCUGAAUAAGCCCCGUGAAUUUUAGAAAGCCCAGAAAUUCUAUUUUUCCCAUGUGCUGUUGAUAAGAAAGAGGAAUGAGGAAAGAGAAUUUGGAGAUUCAGCACAAAAACACUACUACUGGAGAAAAAUCUUGAGUAACAGAGGUCAGUAAUGUCAUCUUCAUAUAUGAAGGACACACAUGUGAUGCAUUGUUCACAGAAAUAGAAAUGUGUAAUUGGUUGUGAUAAGUGUUUCACUUGAAUCUUCGUGUAAGGCUUUUGUUUUCUCUUAUUUUUUAAAGUCAGCGAAACACAUUUUGUUUGUGUCAUCGGCAAGUCAUAAUCAGGAAUAGGAGAGAAGUUCAAUCGAUAUUAAGGUGACAUGGCAAUAUUGAUAACUCGAAUGUGAAUGUUUCAAGUACUGAGUUUUUGUCCCUAUGGGACAUUUAUUAAAUACACUUAAUAGGACUCUUGCAAAGUAGCCUUAAAAGUGUUAAUGAUUCUAUUGAUAAAUAUGAAUUCAUACUAUUAUUAGAACCAAUCUUACUCAUAUCUCAAAUACAGUACAUUUACAUUACUGUAGAAGAUGAAGCUCUAAUUUCUUACUAGGUGUAUUUUUCUUUAGAAGAGAACCCUGAAAGCUGCCAGUUUUUCUAUUAACCUUGAAUUAUUGGAAUUGUAUUUAUUUAAUUUUAUUGUUUUUUUACAAAAAUGCACCUUGUGGCCAAAGGGCAAAGAUAUGAUUCAUUACAUAAGGGAUUUACGUUUUUCAAAGAGCUGAAUGUUUUCAUAUCCAUAUUAUGUACACUUGAAACAGUUGGUAGGAAGAGAGUCUGUGGGAAAAAUAUGAUUUUCAAAAGUAAGUAUUCCUCUGGAUGUUUCUGUAUUACUUGUGUUUUGGAAUAGGACAGAACUGGCUUUUAGGUAGGAUAAGGAUGAUAAGGGUGCUGAAGAUGCCCUGCUUUGCCUAUUUGUUUUUGUGGGGGAUUUAACAGCAUGACUAAAAAUGGCUUUUGCUUCAUGAAAAAGACUUAAUAAAUAGUCCCCUCAAUUAAAAAUGCCUAAAUAGCUAUUUUAAAAAUCAAAUGUUUAAAUUUUGUAAAUCACCUGAUGUCACUACACACCUAUGACGCCAUGUGCUUAUAACUUUUUUAACAUUCCAUCUGCGCCCGUUCCCUAAAAGUUAUGAGUUGGUAAUAAGGGAAGUGAUAGAAAAUACAGUAAUGAAAAAUUAAAAUCUGAAUGUAUGUAGGAAAGGUUUUCGAAGGAAAAUUGACUGGAACUCCUGUGUACUUAAAAGUACAGCCAGUAUCUUUUGUCUCUCUUCCUUAUCCCCCCAUCCCUACUGGGAUCCUUACCAAAAAUAAUUCACUACUUUAAAAACAGGAGUAAAUAAUUUUCUCAGUAUUGUUUGGCUAUGCAAAUGUUUGGUUUGCUUAAUGUUCUCCAUUUACACUUCUCAGCAAAUGUAGUUGCAGACAAAUGCUUUCUUUUUAUUUUUUCCUUGGUUUGGGGUAUGUAAAUAGCCUAAAAUGUACAUUGAAUUUCACAUUGUAAAAGUUUAUUUUAUUCCUUGUAUUAUAUUAAGCAAAAAUCCCUAUGUAUAUGAAAGUGCAUAAUAAAUAUAUUUGCUCUACAGA